ACUUGAUUGUAAAAAAAAAUAAAAAAUCAUCGGAUUAUAUAAACCUUGGCCAAAACUGUUGGCGACACGAAGAGGAGAGGAAGUGGUGGGAUUUUUAAAAAGAAAAAAUGUUAAAUGUUUUAACUCGAUUUCUUAUGUUGCUGUUCACGCAGUGAAAUAUAUCCGAGCUUCCUCUUCUUCUCCUUCUUCUUUUUUUUUUCUUUGAUGACGAGCGCUUCAAUUCCGCGAAAGACUGUCAGAUAGGUGUAAGGAAACUCGGAUUUGGGAAACGGAGGGAGGCGUGAACCCGAGAAAAAAUCAAUAGCGCACACUUGCGUUAUCUGACAGUGGAAACAAACGUGACUCUUGAGUUCAAUUUAGGUGGCGGCGGCGGCAGAAGUUGCCGUUGUGAUACAAGCCACGCAAGAAUAAAAAUAAUUAAAUUUAAAAGAAAGAAGAAAAAGAAGAGAAGGCGAGAAAGUCACCAGCAGGAAAACAUCACAUGUGUAGAAAAUGAGCCGUGAAUAGACGCAGGGCGUGACUCCGCCUAUUGAUCAAAGACCAUCCUCCUCCUCGCUUUUGUCUUUUCUUCGGUUUGUUAACUUCUCCAAAAGCCUCGUGGAGCCCUGGCCAGACGCACGCCGACCUUUUGCCCGGGGCACUCGCUUCGUUCCGUUUGGUGCCGAUCGCGGCGCAUCCGGGUGGACAGAUUCCAGCCUCUGAAGUUGUCUUUCAUGGAGACGCUGUGGAUUCAUUUGUCCCAGCGGCGAGGUUUUGGAGCUACAUCGGUGAACCAUCAAAAGUUAUGAUAUGAUGAGCAGUGACUCGAUGCAGACCCUCGCCGACCCAGCGUUCCGAAGCAAGAUGCCACUAUUCGAUGGGACGAUGUCACCUGCGGGACUGUCCAAACCACAAAGCACGCCUGACUUCCUGGGUAAGGAGACGCUGCGGUACAACGGAGCCUGCUUUACUUACGACCCCAGAGGAAGAGAGCGGGCAGCGUUCACCCCUGUUUGGACCAGGCCGGAGACGUCUGUGCUGGGUAGCGCGAGUCCUAUGAAUCGCGUCUCUGCUGUGGAAGGGAAAAACCACACAAUUCACAGGCAGGACGGCAGUUUUUCAGAAGAGGGCCAUUCCCAUUCUUCGGCCAAGCGCCACACGCCGCUAAAACAGGGCUUUGUGCUAUACACAAAAAGUCCUGAGAACAGAAGUCCGUCGGCCUCCGCAUCAGCAGCGGUCAAAAAAACUGGAGGUCAGAAUUCGUCUACCCAUUCGGAAAAGUCGGUUUACCUGGCGAUUCCUAAGCCGGUGUAUGGACGUAACCCCUGCUGUAGUGAACUGGGUUGCCUGACGGGACACAGAUACAGCCUGGAACAUGGCUCUCCCAGGAUACCGAACACUGUGUAUGAGCACGAUUGGAUGCAGACUGAUGGUCAGUACACCGAAAGGCUGCCUAUUCAGAGGAAGGCAGAGGAUGCACUGCGGCAACAGAGAGGCUUACAGUUUGAGCCAAGUGCAGACCGACUGAAGAGGAUGGCUGUGGAGGCGUACAGCCCAGGUAGGGCAAGGACUCUGCCUGGUAUGAUUGAGCCAAACUACAGCCGCUACCCCUGCACACCGACUCGCGCACUGUUUGGCUCUUUAAGUGAGCACGGCCAGCCUUUACAGACAUCCCCCAGAGGCUACCCCAGCCUAUACCCCUCCCAUCCAACAUAUGAGCAUAUGACCUCAGAGGUUUAUCAGGAACAUUCUCCCAUGUCCAAAUAUGGCCAGCUAGCGCAGCACCCAGUGUUUUACUACCCUCAGGCAAAUGUGGAGGUAGAAAACAGGACACGGUGUAAAGAUAGUGGCUGUAAGCAGAGAGAAGAUGUGCCUGUUAUCCAUAAACAUGCAAUCUCAAAUCCUCGGGAGCAUUACAUAGUGCCUCAUCCGCUUCAUGCUGAAAUUCCUUUGCCUAGCGGUGAAAUGUUGCCAAAUCAUUCCUUUCUGCAGGGCUUUGACUAUCAAUACUAUUCGGUUCCAAGAUUUAAUUUAAAUGCAAGCCAAAUAAGAGCCCCUCUAAAAAGGCAACAUUCACCGUCUAGUUAUCACUCUGGUCACGUAAAUGUUUCGCAAUCCAGACAACAUGUGAGUCACCCCAUGGCUUCUAAGGACAAACCUAACCCCGGCCUCCAUGUUGAUCAGCCACAUAGUUCCUCGCCGUAUCUGCGUGUGGACCACGCCAGCCCUAGCAGACGCCUGAGCCAACCUGGCGUCUCACCAUCCAACAUACAAAUUAGCAGAUUUUUUCCUCCACUCGCCAACCUGCACGCAGACCCCCCUGUCAUUCCACCAGCUGGCUUGAGCAUGGACAGAAUCCUGGACUAUUCCUCCCGCGAAGCCCAAGUGACUUGCCCGAAACAGCCAAAAAGCAUUCCUGUUUCCCCGGCAGCAUGGCCGCCCCAGUCCCCCAAUCGCAUUUCAGAUCGAAUCCAUGCAGCUGCACCUAAUCUCAGAAAAAUUCUUUAUUCCCCGGCUGUCGCAACAGAAAGUAAACACGGUGGCUCUGUGUCAAGCUUUGGAACCCCUGUUCAGAAAGAGUCCCUGAAAAGAAGCGUUUCUCACUCAUCUCCACCUGUCAAAGUAAAAAAGGAGGAUAUGGAUUUAUAUGAAGUGGAGCCCGCUAAAAAACAACAGCGGCUGGAAAAGGAGAAUGUCAAAGUAGGAAUUAAAAAUUACUCCCCUCCUAUGCCAGUUAUUGACACGGUCUUCAGCCUGGCACCAUACCAAGCAUACCUGCAGGCCUCUGGAGUGUUAUUUCCAGGCAGAAUCCCUCACAGAGCCGUCCAGUCUUCUGUGCAGCAUGACGUCAAAGCCAGGCCAGACGGCAAGGAGAAGAGGUCAGACCGAUGUGACCAGCAGCCUGCGGUCUGUCUAGUUUCCAAAGAAAUCAGUCCAUCAGACGGCCAGACAGAUAAGACUGUUGUAGACGUCACUGGACCUAAACAUAUUAAGGUGGAGAAAGUAGAUCCAUCAGAUAUCAACAACUCUGUGGAGGCUCGGGUUAGCCAAAAUGACUGCAGCAUAGUGACACUCAAAAAAGAGCUUGAUGCGACGGUUCCACCGGACAGCGAGCCCACGUCGUUGACAGAGAAGCGUGAAUCUGUUGAAUCUGAAAGUAAGUCCCCGGUAACGGGUGAAACGGACACUUCUGAAGAGUCUAAACCGUCUCAGGAUGACACGAGUACGCCGCACCAACACACAGACACCAUUCAACCCGAAUCGAGUACUCCAUCUCAGCUACAAGCAGAGAACAAACAUAGUUUCAGAAACAUUCCUCCCCAGUCUCUUAAACUUUCAACCUACAAAAUAAUUAUCCCCGUUAUCAAACGUUGCGGUUCUGCUGCACCCCCUGAGGAGCCACCCGCACAGCCGGUGGCCGAAUCCGUACCAAAGCAAGAGAUCCAGCUGCCAGUUCGCAAGCACUUCAUUGAGCUGCACCAGUCGUUCUGCAAGCUAAUAUCCAAAUCUGUGUCAGCCUCUUCAGAGCAGGGCCUCAAAAAGUGGUUGUCUCAGCUGAAAAUUAUUGAACCUGCGUCCUCGUCAUCCAAAGUCCAGAAAGUGUCCUGCAUGCUGGGGGUAAAAGUCAGAGAGACGUGGCUCAAUGAGGAGAUUAAGUCGGCCCUCAACAAGGUCCUCGAGAGGUUGAGAGAGUACACCACCCAGGAGCGCUGUCCUUUUCCCCAUGUCAUGCGGGCGGGAGCCGUGUUUCUACCUAUGCUCGUGAUAAAGGAGCUGCUGUUCCCGAUGGUCCAGGGCAGCUUCAUCGACCAGGUCCUGCAGGAGCACAAAGUGGAGCUGCGGCCCACGACGCUGUCCGAGGAGAAGAUCCUCAUCCAGCUCCACAAACGAGCCUUCUCCUCCAAGCUCAGGAGGCUGAUGUCCCUCAAACACCUGCCGGACAUCUACGUGGACGUGGUCAACCUUUUGUAUUACACCUGCGUCUGUCAGCAUCUGGGAUUAGAUAUGGCUCCUGAAAACAAAGAGCGAGACGGAGGCUCUGAAGCGUCUGACAGCCGGGACACGGCAGCCUCUGCCGGCUCCUGCUCGGAAUCACACCCACAGACACUUCCGAAGGACGAGGAAGCACAAUUGCAUUUUGACGCGAAUAGAACAAAGAGCAGAGUGAGGAGCAGCUCGAGGCGUACGUUUCUAGACAGCGGCCUGUCAGAUGAAGAAGAGGCGGGUGGCGUAGAAAACACAAUAGUUGAAGGCGUUCUGAGCACAUUUAUAGAGAAAAGCUGGGGUUCCCAAGAGCCCCGCGGGGCCGAGGACGGCAGAGGAGCCGACCGUUCGCUCAGUCCACAAAGCAAAACCUUGGAGAAUUCGUGGACGUGUCCUUUGGCGUUGGACGAGCUGUCUUUGUCUCCCAGCGACGCAGAAUCCGAGGAGCCCCCCGGGCUGCAGCCUCUCGCUCCGGCCAAACCUCAGGUCAGAGCCAAGAGCUGCACGGGCAUGAUCCUCAAACUGAGGAGGAUGUUCAGUGAGGGCCUCAACCGGAAAAAGUCUCGUUACCAAGCAGUGUCGGAUUCGGUGCCGUUCGCCGACCCCUCGCUCUCGCAAACCGACGGCGGCGAGGGGGACCUUCACAGGAGGACGCCCAAAGUGACCGACAGGUGGCAGAGGACGGGGAGCUUCUGUCGUGCUCUGAGACCCCUUAGCAGCUCGGCCAAAAGAAAAUCGCUCCUGAAGAUUAAAUACUGUCCCUAUUUGUCCGCCUGCCACAGCGCCGAACACAGGAGGAGGUGGGUCCUGCGCUCAGCCGUCCAGAGGGCGCGCCGGGCCAUGAGGUUCUACUACCCGGACCUGGUGGGAAAGACGAUCCACCAUCUGUACGAGGAGGACGACAAAUCAGAGGUGUGGUACAGAGGAGAGGUGCUGCGCAUCCACGAGGCUCACACCAACCCCUUAAAGACUAUAUUUGAGGUCCGGUAUGACAGUGAGCCAGAGUGGAAGUACUACCUAGAGCUACUGAUAGACUAUAAAAAAGGCUGGCUCAGAAUUGAAGAGUGACUCCUGCACAUGGACGCUAUGCCAGUUUUUGUUUUUGGACACCCUGGUCUGGUCUGUGUGCGGGGACCGGGCUCUGUCACUUCAGUGACAUAUGUCGGGCCUCGCCAAGAAUGAAGUGGAACUACAUUUUUUUUUUUUUGUUCUGAUGAAAUCACCCAAACAUUCCUUGUCACUUAGUGCUUACUUUAAGGGAAGAGCUCUUUUUUCCUCUGUGUACUUUUUAAAACUCUUAUCAAGUUUGACCCACACUGGCUUGUUUUUUUUUGUUUUUUUUUUUUAUGUAAAAGAAAUGCCUUAUCGUCACUGUUUUUAAUUCUUAAACCAACAUAAAAAACUACGGAGUUUUGUAUUUAUAUAUAUAUAUUUUUAAAGUUACCUUGAUCCAAUUUGAGCAAAAAAAAAGUAUAAUUCAGACUGAAUUCAGUGACCGGUAGAUAUUGUUUUAUAUCAUUGUAAGCAAUUGACCUUUUUUUUUUUUUUUUUUAUGUUUCACUGUCAGACAGUGCCAGACACAUAUGCUGAUGACUGCCACUGGUGUUAGCUGGUGAACCCGAAGCUCUAUAAAUGACACGCUGAGAUAUGUCCCAACGUGAUGGUGCAUUUUUUUUUCCACUAACUUCUACGACUGAACCUCAAACCAUAUUUUAAUUUUCCAUGAUUUUUCUUAAACUUCUGCCGAUUGUUAAUAUUUGCCUCACUACUGUCUUAAUAAAUGUCUUUCAUUCACGUCAUUGUGUCGCCUUAUCUGUGCCAGCGAUUUACUUCCACCCCUCGUUAACAACUCUUUAAAUAGAAUCAAUUCAAUCUUGAGCUUGUUACCGAUGCCAUUGUAGAAUCUGGGUGUAUAUCUGUCAGCCCACAGUUGGGAAUACUGUGCCAUAAAUAUCACGGUGAGGGUCAUGUUAAUGAUAAAACUGGGCAGUUUUGUAUAUUGUAAGAUAAGAAAAUGUAUAACGUAUACAGGUUGGUUGUCUCCACCUGGUGGCAGAAGGUAAAGUUACACAUUUCCUCUUAAAGUGUAUUGUUGGUAAUUCUACUAUAAUGUGGUUAUUUAUUUUUUUAAGGACACGGUUUAAGGAGUAUCACAUAGUGGCAAGGCUUUUUUUUUUUUGGUAAUGAAAAUGGUAGGUACCACAAUAAACAUUGUGUCCAUUAUCAAACAACCACCCAUGCCAGAAGGAUGUUUGCAACAUUUUGCACUUUAAUAUUUUCUCCAAAACAGACAUCUAUUUUUCCCCCCCUCACAUUUUUUUUUUUUACACUAAUAGGAAAUAAAACACCUUUAAUAGCAUAAAGAAAAGAUAUGUAGAAAAGUAUUAAAAGUUUUUGGAUGUCUCCAUUUAAUGUAAGUAGCUGCUUCUGUUACUUCAAAACUUAAGUUGAAAUGUUCAUGAACCACCAGCAGACACAAUGAAAACAGAGAGAGCCCUGGGGAGCACGUUAGCCUAAUGAUCACAGCUAGAGCUGGUGUUACUGCAGGACAGCUUAGAGAAAGAAAUAAUAAUAAAAAAAAUAGCCUAUCCUCCAUCCAAUCUCCUUGUGUCAUUAUCAGUUUUCUGACUUCAGGGACAAAAUUAAUUCAAAACUGACAUCAUACAAACAACCACCUGUUCUGCAUCGUACAAUGUGCAAGUAAACCUGGUGCAAAAAAAAAAAAAAAA
Mugil cephalus (flathead mullet) is the source of this 6692-nucleotide messenger RNA. It is a transcript of the gene prmt2ip, whose product is annotated as chromosome 10 C15orf39 homolog. The transcript is spliced from 3 exons. The record is from RefSeq and is a predicted model, not a curated record. Lineage: Eukaryota; Metazoa; Chordata; Actinopteri; Mugiliformes; Mugilidae. The coding region runs from base 790 to 5031 and encodes 1413 amino acids.